Drosophila miranda is the source of this 625-nucleotide messenger RNA. RefSeq lists its product as uncharacterized. The record is from RefSeq and is a predicted model, not a curated record. NCBI's taxonomy places the organism in Eukaryota, Metazoa, Arthropoda, Insecta, Diptera, Drosophilidae. The transcript is spliced from 2 exons. Bases 150 to 572 code for a protein of 140 amino acids.
GCCGUUGAUGAUGAUGCAAUUUUAUAUCUCUGGCAGGUGUUAAAAUAAAGGAUUAUGCAGGGAAGCAGGAAGGACGGGCAGGGACAGUGGUACAGACAGCAGAAACCCAAAGCUUUUGUCAGCUGAAAUUCGCUUUUGGUAUAAAACCAAUGACAGGGGACGGCAGAAUCCACAGUUUUACAGUUGCUGCAUACACACAGCAAGGUGAACGUGAACCACAACGAAGACAACCAACAAACCAAAGCUCAAAGAUGAAUAUCCUGUCGCUGGUUUUUCUGCUUUUCAUUGCCGGCUGUGCCCUGGCCAAGAAUAUCAGCAUUGAUCAGCAUGGACAACGGGUGUAUAGGGAUCAGGUGGAAGACGACAAGUGCCACUAUCACUGCACGGAGAGGGAUCCUUCCGUCUGCGCCACCAACGGACAGUGCCUGCUAAAGUUUGAGAGCCGCUGCAGCAUGGCCGCCUACAACUGCCGCAAUCCCCAGAAGCACUUCAGCAUUGUGGAAGAUCACCGCUGCACGAAGGACUGGGAGCCCAGGUGCCUGGAGUCGGAUCUCAGAGAGUUUGGAUUGUAGAAGCGGUUUUGGUUAUGAGGUUGUAGCAUUCAAGGAAUAAAUACAUGAAACUA